Molecule: messenger RNA, 3370 nt
Organism: Myxocyprinus asiaticus (Chinese sucker)
Lineage: Eukaryota; Metazoa; Chordata; Actinopteri; Cypriniformes; Catostomidae
Product: zinc finger and BTB domain-containing protein 25-like
Exons: 4
Coding region: 299-1582 (427 amino acids)
Biological process (GO): regulation of transcription by RNA polymerase II
Cellular component (GO): nucleus
Molecular function (GO): RNA polymerase II cis-regulatory region sequence-specific DNA binding; protein binding; DNA-binding transcription factor activity, RNA polymerase II-specific
Source: RefSeq, a predicted model, not a curated record
UGAAAAUGUGCUCUUCGGGACGAGCCCUAUGGUUACCUUGAUACACUGGCGUUUAAGAGGAAAAUAAUUACGAAGGGAAAGGAUGGGGAAAUAUUUGUGUGAACAAAAAAAUCUCUUAGGAGCACACGAGAUCCUAAGUGAAGGUGUGCGCCUGAAUCGGCUGGUAUACAGUAUGGUCACGUGACGGAUAACAAGCUAAGCCGUCAAUCGCAUAGGAAGAACCGCGAGACCAUAAAAGAAUUUUCCUGCUGCAUCAAAUACGAAAUUAUUAUCCGUUUCUCUCAUAUAGUUGGUUGAGAUGGAUGUGUCUGGCCAUAGUCUGUUACUCCUGCAACAGCUGAAUGUCCAAAGAGAGUUUGGCUUUCUCUGUGACUGCACUGUUGCCAUUGGCAACGUAUACUUCAAGGCUCAUCGUGCAGUCCUCGCUGCAUUCUCAAACUACUUCAAAAUGAUCUUUAUCCAUCAGUCCAGUGAGUGUAUCAAGAUCCAGCCCACAGAUAUUCAGCCAGAUGUCUUCAGCUACCUGUUACACAUAAUGUAUACUGGCAUGGGUCCCAAACAACCUAUAGACCAGGGAAGACUUCAGGAGGGCAUCAAAUUCCUCCAUGCAUAUCAGCUCUGCCGUAAAACAGGUGAGGGUGGCCCUGACCUAUCCUCUGACAACAUCCGUGCGUCCAACCUCUAUGGUAUCCAGAUCUCUUCACAGCUAGCCAAUAAAGAGAACUCAGGCUUGAAGGCUGGUGGUUCACGGGACCCUGAGGAUGGCCGCUCCAGUACAAGGGCUGAUCGCACACAUGGGCGAUUGACACUCGCUGUAGGGCUGGAGGGCAUCACAUCUGAGCGGCAGCCUCAAAGCUUCCAUGCCGCAUCCUCAGUGGCCUCAGGGGACGACCCUGACAUCUCCACACAGAUCAAGCAGGAGAGAAUAGAGGAGGAAGAAGAACAACAACAACAGGAAGGUGAGAAGGAGCCUUGCUCUCUCUCCCCAACCCAGGUGAGCCCCUGCCAAGCUGGCUUAUUCAAAGACGGCCCUCUAGCACUUUUGUGUCCCCGGUGUGGCGAACGGUGUCUGUCACCCGAAGGCCUACAAGAGCACCUUUUUACCCAUGCAGCCUGUGCCCUCGAGCCUAGCAGUCUGAUGGAGGGCCCUUCAGAGAUAAAAACUGGGGAGCAUAAGGAGCGUGUGGACGCUGGUAGUCUGGAGGAGGCCCUUCGGCAGAGCCAGUCCCUGGCAGAUGAGCUGGCUGUAGAACUUAGGCGAGGUGGCGGGACUGGAAGAAGCGUCAGUCCGUUGGCAGCCUUCACACGAAAGAGAAAGAUGGCCUGUGCCGUCUGCAACCUUCGCUUUUCGCAGAAGAGCCAGCUGCAGGAGCACAUGUUCGCACAUGUGGGCAAGCCAUUACGAUACCACCGCUACAGUCGCUUCUGUGGGCAGCUACUCCACGGUUGCGAGAGCCAGCCAGAUAUCACUGCAGCCACGGGAGAGGAAGUAGGCAAAGACACUCUGGAUAAUGGCAGUUCCUGCUACUCACUGGACUCUGAGGUCUCUCAGGAGAGUGUAGACGCAGUGACUGUGGAAUGAUGUCUGGGCAUGUAGCUUAUGACAUAAAUCCAUACAAACACACAGUCUCUGUUAAGGAAUUUUAUUUACUGCCUGAGCAUCAAUACACUUCUGCCCUGUCUCAAAAGUCAUGUACAAGAAUUUUGUUUAAACUUAGUGUUGAUGAUUGUAGUGUUGAUGUAUAAUGCUGUUGCUGACUCUUGGAUGACUGAUCUCUGUUGGAUUUCUGUAACAGGUAUUAAAUCCAAAUUAAGGAAGUAUUAAAAUGAAAAACAUGUGCACAUAAAACCCAAACAGCACCGAAAAUUAAUUGCCACCAACGAAUGAUCAAUCAUAAAAUUUGUUUUUAGAGGUCAUCUCAAACUAAUAAUGUAAGUAUUUCUGUAUUUAUUUCCAGUUGUGGCCUAAUUGACUGAGCAGAGAUUCUAAAUGAUUCCUUCCCUAAUUCAAGAUCAAUUUUCUUCAACCUGGUUCAGUGCCUUAGAAUAUUUUUUGCCAAACAUCUAUUUAUGAAAGCACUUAAACUAUGGCUCAGCCAGCUGAACCAAAUCCAGAGGUUGUAUUUCAUUUUUCAAGUUAACAUUCAUUUGAACAGUGCCUAUUUUUGCAAAGUUGUCCAACACGUCUACACAAUCAGAGUAAUCUGUCUAAAGAAUGUGUCCAAAUGGUGCUUUCCUAAAAGUGUUUUGAUAUGUUAAAAUACUUUCAAGAUUAUACUGUGUAUGAAAUGCAAAGUACAAACCAAAUUUGCUAUAAAUCUUUCUACAGAAACUGGGACAGUGCAUAAUUAUAAAGAUGGUACAAUGCUAUACUAUACUGUAAAUGUCAAACACAACACCUCUAGACAGAUUAUUUACAAAGGCUAAAGCAUCUGAUCUGAGACAAAUUACGAAAUCACGUUACUCAGAAAAAAUGUUUUAUUUAUAAUGAUUUAUCAACUUCAAGACAUUACUGAUGGUAGACAUGGUUUCCUUUGUGCUGUAUUUGAACUGUUUAUACACCAGUCUUUGCAGUUAUAUUUAUUGAAUACUCAAACUGAGGUUGGUGUACUGUGAUGAGUAUCUUAAAAUCAGCAAAACUUGCAUUUGUGUUAUUUAUGUGACUUGUUCAGUGCAUUCAAUCGGUCUAUUUUCCAUUUUAUUCAUCAUCAGCAUCACUCAAUGCCAUUGUGUGAUACUGUGUUCUGUUUAUAAAAAAAAAUUAAAAAAAAAAUGCAGCAUUGAAUAAACUGUGAUUUAUAAUACAUCUAUGUGUACUUUGUCGCUGGUUCUUGUGGCACUGACUUUACCUGACUUAACCAGUGUAUUGUAGUAACAACUUAGUACCACAAGAGAGUAGCAUGCAGUCACAAAAGCAAAGGUUUUGUAUGACUUCCCUUCCACUAAUUCUGUGAUUAAUAAUCAAAACAAGCCCCCAACAAUCAAAACAAAGAAGUAAAUGCUUCACGAUAUAACCCCCCUCCGAUGUUCAAGCCAAAUCUACGCCCUUGGAAAUCAGUAUCUUUGAGAGAAGCUCCCAAGCUCUUACAGUAGAUAGUGACUUAGUAUUGUGUAUAACAAUUGCACUGUCGGCUUCAGUUGGGGCCUCAUUUAAAUAUGAAUUGAAAAACCAAUGCACACACCUGGGCUCUCAGACCACUUAUUUCCAUAAAAACAUUGCCUUAAAGGGUUAAUACAGUAGUUCACCCCAAAAUUAAAACACUGUAAUCAUUUACUCACAUUCAUAUAGAAAAGUAACCAUUAAUUUGGAAUCGUUUUACACAAUAUAUAACAGAUUUGUUUUUGUUUUUUCAGAGGCGAAAAAAAUAUC